This is a messenger RNA of Pediculus humanus corporis (human body louse), 1239 nucleotides long. RefSeq lists its product as uncharacterized. Bases 1 to 1239 code for a protein of 412 amino acids. Gene Ontology annotation, molecular function: protein-glycine ligase activity, initiating. Gene Ontology annotation, cellular component: cilium. NCBI's taxonomy places the organism in Eukaryota, Metazoa, Arthropoda, Insecta, Psocodea, Pediculidae. The transcript is spliced from 8 exons. Gene Ontology annotation, biological process: cilium assembly; protein polyglycylation; cilium movement. The record is from RefSeq and is a predicted model, not a curated record.
AUGUAUAAUACUGGAGAAGCUGAUGAUCUUCAAGCAUUUUUUCAAGAUUUUCAAAUCACCGCUUGUUUGGGAAUGUUAAAAUGGUUAUCGGAUACAUUUUUCGACAGAGGGAUAAAAGGAGUGCAAGCGAAAAAGGGAAAAGUUCCAUUAAAAGCUUUCGAAUUUGCCAUAAAACAAUGUGAAAAAUAUAUGAGAUUUAAAGAAAAUGAAGAUUUGAGCGUGAUGGACGAACCGAAAGUUUUACAAGAAGAAUGGAAUACAUUUUUACAAUGGUUUUACACCAUAGCUAACGAUCAUGGAAAACUUCAAGAAGGCUCCAGCGCGCAAUUGAUGGUGGUUUAUACGAAAGCAGUAGAAACUCUUAGGAUAAUGAAAAAACAUUGGCCUGAAAUAGACAUAGAUGGUAGACUUAAUAUUUGGAUAAUGAAACCAUAUUGUGCCAGUUGCGGAAGAGGAAUUUUCAUGACGAAUAACGUUUAUUAUAUAGGACAACAUUCGAAAUACAUCGUACAAAAAUAUAUAGAAAAACCUCUUCUUAUUUAUAAUACAAAAUUUGACAUUCGUCAAUGGUUUAUGAUAACAAAAUUAACUCCAUUAGAAAUUUGGAUGUACAAAGAAUGUUAUUUGAGAUUUUGUUCGCAACCUUUUGCUCUUCGUAAUUUACACGAAUCCGUACAUUUAUCAAAUAAUUCAGUACAAAGGAAAUACGUUAAUCGUUUUGACACGGCGUUCACCGAUCAAAACAUGUGGGAUUCAAACACGUUUCAAAUUUAUCUUUCAACUUUGGGACAUCCGAACGCGUGGAAAGAAAUUAUAUAUCCGGGUAUGAGAGAUGCCAUCGUUAGCAUCAUGUUAUCAGCACAAGAUACUUUCGAUGGACCAAGAAGGAAUUGGUUUGAAGUUUACGGUGCUGAUUUUAUGUUAAGUUCAAAUAUAAAAGAUGGACCCUGGUUAAUUGAAAUCAAUGAAAAUCCAGCCAUGGAUCCGAGUACGAAAGUAACGGCAAGACUUUGUCCACAAAUGUUACGCGAUGUCAUAAAAGUGGUCGUUGAUAAAAGAUCCGAUAGAUUUGCGAGUACCGGUCAAUGGGAACUCGUUUACCGACAAAAUUAUUCACCUUCUUUCAUGAGUGUCGAUCUUGACGUGAAAGGGAAAAGAAUAGCAAAAAUAUCUACAAACGUUAAAUUGUUAAAUCAUUGGGCGAUACAAAUUCGAGAAAUUCAAGCAGAGGAAAAAUAA